Molecule: messenger RNA, 3043 nt
Organism: Xyrauchen texanus (razorback sucker)
Lineage: Eukaryota; Metazoa; Chordata; Actinopteri; Cypriniformes; Catostomidae
Gene: penkb
Product: proenkephalin b
Exons: 3
Coding region: 45-839 (264 amino acids)
Biological process (GO): sensory perception; chemical synaptic transmission; neuropeptide signaling pathway
Cellular component (GO): neuronal cell body; dendrite; plasma membrane
Molecular function (GO): opioid receptor binding
Source: RefSeq, a predicted model, not a curated record
UGGACUUCAAACGCACUGGCACAGACUCUGAACGCAUCGCAGUGAUGAAGCCCCUUACAGUUCCAGUGAGCUCCAGGUGGACGCUGCUGCUGCUGCUGCUGCUGAGCGCGUGUCUGACGCCGGCGGCGAGCGCGGACUGUGGCACCGACUGCGCUCUCUGCUCGGUGCAACUACCACUGAUAGACCUAAACUCAGUUGAAUGCGUGUUGCAGUGCGAGGAACAUCUAAAUGCAGGCGGCUCAUGGAGUUUGUGCAAACGCUUCAUGCUGAAUGCUGAAAACGUACCUGAGAGCAACCAAGCGUCCACAGAGAACGAACACUUGGACCCCCAGCAGCACCAAGUGGACAAAAAAUAUGGUGGCUUCAUGAAGCGUUAUGGGGGUUUUAUGAAGCGUUACGGAGGUUUUAUGAAGCGUUAUGGAGGCUUCAUGAAGAGGACGGCAGAGCUCCACGGGGAGAAGCCAGAAGAUAUGGACCAGGGCGGAGCAAUCCUGACCUAUCAUGACGUUGAAAUGCUGGCCAAUCAAGUUGAGGCUGAUGGCGAGAGGGAGAGGGAGGAGGCGGCGGCUCUGAGAGACGUUCUUGAUUCAGUGGAGGGCGUAAAGGGUACCACCAAACGUUACGGGGGCUUUAUGAAAAGGGCAGGGCUGCGUGACUCCGAGAGCGAGGUUAGGCCACUACAGAAACGUUACGGCGGUUUCAUGAGGAGGGUAGGCCAACCAGAGUGGUGGCAAGAGAACAAACGCUACGGAGGCUUCCUGAGACGCACACCUGAGGAAAAUGAUGAUGAAUAUUCAUUAGAGUUAAAAAAGAGAUACGGUGGAUUCAUGGAAUAUUGAGCUGGUCUUUUCCGGUUUGCACCACCUCUCUAGCAUCUUAGACCACACCUGUGAGACAACAGAGACAGAAAACAACAUGCUUAUUAUGCGCUCAUAAUGUGUUACAAAGUGUUCAUUAUGUCUUUAUAGUGGUAAUGUGAUUUAGUGUGAACAAGACUUCCUCAAAGACCAAGGAUGUAUUUGUUUUGUUCCAAAACCUAGUGAGCUGGCUCCGUAGGCAGCAUUUUAAGGCCCCAUUGGGUUUGGGCCACGAGUCACAACAUUAAGGGUGUAGGGGUGUACAUUUAUGUAUUUAGCAGACGCUUUUAUCCUAAGCGACUUACAGAGCCCUUAUUACAGGGACAAUCCCUCCAACCUGGAGUUAAGUGCCUUGUUCAAGGACACAAUGUUGGUGGCUGUGGGGAUAGAACCAGCAACCUUCUGAUUACAAGAUUACCAGUUAUGUGCUUUAGACCACUACACCAUCACCACUCCCAAAUGUAAUUAUCCUGCCAUCCAAGAUACCUUUUUGGCCAGCCAAUUUCUUUGGCAGCUUUGCAUUUAACAUUUGUGGAGAAGGCUAUCCCAGAUUGGAAAUCCUAGCUAGGAUUUAUUACCAGUGGUGGCUCAGCAGUUAAGGCUCUGGGUUACUGACCGAAAGGUUGGGGGUUCAAGCCCCAGCACCGCCAAGAUACCACUGUUGGACCCUUGAGCAAGGCCCUUGACCCUAUCUGCUCCAGAGGUUAGUUGGGAUAUGCGAAAACAACUUAACAUAAAUGUAAGAGUUUUUAAAGACCUUUUUAAGGCCAGCUAAAGACAAUUUAAGUACUGAAUUAAAGGGAACACAAUACGUCAAUAUGCCCCCUAAAUGUACUGUAAAUGUCCGGGGAGCCCAUGAAGAGUCCUAUUUAUAGCAACGCUUCAAAAUGCAUCUUUAAAUAGACCUCCAUUACUCCGGUGUUGUCAGAUUUUAUUGCUGAUUCGAAAUAGGUUCUUUUAUCGUAAUCUUGGCCAAGCGUUUUUGAGAUUUCGGUGUUUACACAUUCAAGUAGACAGAAGCUCCACUGGCAGGACUGGAUAUAACCUCCCGAGAGCGUCCCAAAGAUGGCCGACAGUGGACUGACUUGCUAGAAAGGCUUUGCUUAAACACAUCGAGAAAACAAUCCCUCCUGCAAUAUUUAAGGCCAUGACCACGGCUGGACUGGGAAGAUAAAUCUGCACGGGAUAUUACAUGGUAACUGGCCCAAAACUUGUUUUGGGGGGGAGGGGUGUUUUAGGCAACAGUUGUUGAAUGGGUGUUCGCUGUCCUUUUCUGCAUAUCGUAGUGCCGUUUUGUGGUCCGUUCUGCAUAACGCGGCGGCUCAUUUUUCAGCGGCACAGUUUCGUGGCCGACCCACCAUCCUGCUCGGCUCUCACGAUGGCCAGUCAUAGAAAUGUAGAUAUUAAAUUUAAAGCUCCAAUCUCCUCAGUCCUCCGAAGAUCCCGAAAAAAGUCCGUUGGUGCUUCAGUGACUACUUCGCUCAGAGAACCUGUCAAUCACAGCUGUCAAUCAUGAUGUCACAGCACCGUUUUUAUAGCAUCAAAUAACUAAAAACAAACUUAUUUUGAAAACAAACACUUGAAAUUACAUCAAUGUGAUAGAAACGACAGUAAAUGACAGAAACUAUCUUUGGAAAAAAGAUAUGUGAAGUGUAAUUUAAUUGUUUAGUUGGUCUCACGUCCCGUUGAAUAACAUGGGGAGGCGGGGCUUAUGACCUAUACUAGGACCAGUCACCGGGGGGCGAUCAAGACGUUUUGGCUUCACUUUUGAGGGCUUGUGCGGCACGCUUGGUGUGCGACAUGACCUGGAACGCAGAAAAAUGAAGUAUACUUGAGCGAUGGAUGUGGCCUUAGAAGGCAACUGCCUAUAUAGGCAGCGAGGCAGCUCACUAGGUUUUGGAACAAAGCAAUUGUCUUAAUAUUGACAUCUCAAUUCACAUGUCCGAGCUGUGUAGCAGAUUUUAAUAAACACAUUUGCAUCCCUUACUGUAUAUCAACCAUUUCCUGAUUUAUUUUCAUUACUUUUAAUUUAUGCAUAACAAAUGUACAUUUUUUACAAAGCAAAUCUGAAGGAGAUUUGCCCAUUACCUGGUAAACACCUCCUGAAAACAUUGGUCUUUUACACAGAUGUCUAUUUCUUCUGACAGCAGCCUGAAUGUUGUCAUCAGCUUGAAUAAACUGCUCGA